Molecule: messenger RNA, 930 nt
Organism: Candidozyma auris
Lineage: Eukaryota; Fungi; Ascomycota; Pichiomycetes; Serinales; Metschnikowiaceae
Gene: FMT1
Product: methionyl-tRNA formyltransferase
Exons: 2
Coding region: 1-930 (309 amino acids)
Biological process (GO): biosynthetic process; conversion of methionyl-tRNA to N-formyl-methionyl-tRNA
Cellular component (GO): mitochondrion
Molecular function (GO): methionyl-tRNA formyltransferase activity
Source: RefSeq, a predicted model, not a curated record
AUGACUAUUGAGAGGGCCCUACGAAUCGCUUUCUUCGGCUCGGAUAAGUUCAGCAGACAAUCACUCCAUAGACUUCGAGAACUACGGCACCAGCAGCCGUCGCUCAUAUCCUCGCUCACGGUAGUCACUCGGUCUAUAAAGCCAACAGGGCGUAACUUGAAGAACUUUGUGGACGUGCCAAUUGGCGAAUAUGCUCAGCAGCAUCAGCUACCAGUUUUGAGAGCAGACUCACUGGAGGAGAUUCUUCGACUUUUGAAUCAUGAGAGUUUUGACUUGGCGGUGGCUGUCUCAUAUGGCAAACUCAUCCCUGGGGCGUUCAUCAGCUCGCUUAAGUAUGGCGGCAUCAACGUUCACCCGUCUUUGUUGCCUAUGUAUAGGGGUUCUUCACCAAUACAGUAUGCAUUGAAGGAUGAUUUGAAGGAGACUGGCGUCUCUUUACAAACCCUUCACCCGUCUAAGUUUGAUCAUGGCACAGUCAUCCUGCAAUCUGAACCUAUACCUAUCUCCGAAGAUGACAACUUUGAUUCAUUAGCUGAACGCUUGGGUGUUGUUGGUGCGAACUUGCUAGCGUCGGCAAUUGUCGAUGGCUCUUUCAUUGAACCAAUAAAGCCAAUACAAACGCUGUACAAGCCGUCCUUGGCACCGAAAAUAAGAUCCUCUGAAUCACAAAUAAAGUGGUCACUGCUAUCCGCAAGGCAGAUCAAAAGAUUAAACGAUGCUUUGGGUCCAUUGUAUACUUACAAAAAGGUCGACAUAAAGAAGAAGAGACAAAAUGUUCACGAAUUACACAAGGUAAUUCUUGACAAAAUAAGCAUAUCAGACUCAUUUGACAACUUACGAGAACCAGGUGAAUUUAUUCAUGACACGGACACUAAUUCUCUUGUGAUAAAAACCUUGGAUGGUGCCGUGAAGAGCAGGGCCAACACCUAA